This is a messenger RNA of Stylophora pistillata, 4425 nucleotides long. RefSeq lists its product as uncharacterized. NCBI's taxonomy places the organism in Eukaryota, Metazoa, Cnidaria, Anthozoa, Scleractinia, Pocilloporidae. Gene Ontology annotation, molecular function: coreceptor activity; nerve growth factor binding; death receptor activity. The record is from RefSeq and is a predicted model, not a curated record. Gene Ontology annotation, cellular component: cell surface; plasma membrane. Gene Ontology annotation, biological process: Rho protein signal transduction.
GCCGAUGACAGGGAGAAAGCUUUCCCACACCCUAGGAUCGACUAAACAAGGAAAAAGGAAGAAUACGACAAAAUGGGUUUACGAGCAUUACGUCUUGCUUACUCACGAUCAACAUAUCUGAAAUCGAGACGAUCAACACGUUCUUAUGGUACAGCCGCGAAGAAGGUCAUCAUCGUUGCAGUCUUCUUUGUUUUAACGCUUGGUAGAACUGGGGCAGAUUUCCUAUGCAAGCCAGACCAGAUACUUCUGAAUUACACUGGUGGAAAGGUGGAAUAUCUAUGUUUGGAGUGUCCUGCCUGUCCCCCAGGAUCACAACCUUCUGUUCCUUGUGGAGACACAAUAAAAAACUGGACAGCCAUACACUGCGUUCCAUGCCUACUUGGAAAAGAAUUUUCUGACAAUUACGACAAAGCUCCGUGCGCGGCUUGUACUGUAUGCUCGAAAGGGAAGGCAGUGUUGAAGAACUGCACUCGUGUAUCAAACAGUAAGUGCAGUAGAUGCAGAAAAGGAUAUUAUCAUGAGCCUUUCUCGUUUGAUUGCAAGCCUUGUGCGGAGUGCUGUGGCGAUAGAAAUGAUGAAUAUGCCAAAGAAUGCGAGCGCCAUAAUCAUAAAUGCAAAGUUCGACCUACACCAUGCAGCCACACCCAGACAACUCUUUCGAAAACAUCGACGCCUACUGGAACUGUGCCAACAACUCAGGAGACACAUCUUACUAAUAUAUACAACAAAAUAACGACGGAACACAAGGAAGAGAAAGGCCUACCUUUUAAUGAGCUGAGGUCGUCGUUGAAACCAACCCAGGCUGAUGACAAGGUCCCAAACAAAAAAGGAGUGUCUGGGGAUGCCACUGGGUCUGAAAUUUCGCUUGUAAUAGUCCUGUUUGUUUUCGUUGCUGUAUUUUGCCUAGUAGUUCUUUUCUUGAUUAUCUUUAAGAAAUCCGUUAGACUAAGACAUACGUUACGGCGUUCAAAAGCGAUGGCCUCGAGGGAUAUUGAAGGUAAUUCCUCCCACGGAAGAGCACGAACUGAGUCCAAUCGGUCACAGUCCAGAGGUUCAGAAUCUACCCUUUUCAAUCCAGCUACAUAUCCGCAAAAUGUGCCUAUUGGGUUUGAAGUACCUCCCCCAAGUGAACCAGCAUUACCAACCCUUGAUCGGUCUGAAUCCCCUCUUUCAAACUGCUGGGAGCCCCAUUAUCCCAUUCAGUCUGAGCCAUUUCAGCCCGAAACAACGCAAGUAAGAGGAUCACCAUCAUCUCCUCGUAUCUUUACUGAAUCAUCUGAGAAAACUGUAUGUGCUUUUCCCCGGUCUGGAAAAUCUACAUCACCACCCCAACACCGGUUUGAAGAGGCAUCUUACCCAAACCUUAGUGAUUCCUCUCAAUCCGACCAGAAUGCUUCCUCUUUGAACCGUUCAUGUCCAUUAACUAAGCCCGGAGGACCCGAAUCGUCUCAUGCGGACCACUGCGAUUCACCUCAUAUGAACGUUCACACUACAUUACCUCUGCCCAAAUCAUCAGAGUCCACUCGCUCAAGCACGCCUGUGAAAAUUCGAGAAACUUUAAAGCCCGGCGUUAUGACCCUCGAAAAGUUGGAAGGAAAGCAUUUCGAAGUUUUUGAUCAGAUGUGCAUGAAGCUUGAUGAAAAAAGACCAGGCAUGGGAGAAGACUUUGAAAGGUUGGCUUCAUGCUACACUGAUAUAUCGUGCGAAAUGCGAAACUCUUUGAAACGUGAGUUUCACACUCGCGACGGGAGCCCCUCUCGCGCUUUGAUGAUUCACCUAAAGGCCGCUUUAUACCCGAAUAGGCCCCUUCAUGAACUGAUGAACAACCUGGAAAGAAUUGGCCGGAAGGAUAUAGUAGAGAAAUUAAUGCCAUACGUUACUCAAAACGAUGACAGUUCACCAACACAAGGACGUUCGCCACGCGUUAAUUGCUAAAGAAAGUAAAGGGGGAGGGAGGGGGAGGGAGGGGGAGCAUAGGGACCGGUCAUUAAUUAUAACUUGGGGGGGGUCGAGGAUUAUGAUUGUCACGAUAAAAUUUACCCGAUCCUCCCAAAAAGCUUUCUAAUACUCUUAUGACCCCCCCCCCCCCUACAUCGGCAACUAAUUGGCAGCCUCCGCUUAUAGAUAUAGUACCCUCUUUAUACUCUCAAGCUGAUAACCCUCCGUUUCCCCUAGGAACCAUGUGAUUCCACGGCCCCCAGAAUCCUCCAACUGCACCCCUCCCCUCCCUUAGGAUGAAUAGUGAUCGGUCCUUUAACAAAACUUGCUGAGGCCAAAAUGCAGUCACGGUCAAAAUGUUUUGCUCCGCGUUGUCACCGAAAUUCAGAUAUGCUAUAAACAAUAUGCAUCAUCAGGAAGAUCUCCUGGCAUGUCCCGUAGUAGAAAUGAACUCUUCUGAAAGCCAGAAAUAAAAAUCCUUUCUCUAAAUCUACACUUGUAUACAAGGUGACAAUGGAGGUACUGUCUGAUACUGGCCAGUUCGUUGGAAACACAUUUACUAGACUAGAUAGCUUUAGACUGCAAAUUGACAAAAAUAUACAAAACGGCACUUUGUAUUUGUCGAUAAUUUUUGCCACAAAAUGUUGAUGGGAGUAUAGCUAGUCCCCCAGUUGCAUUUUUAAUUUUUUUUUUCGUGCAAAAAAAUUGUGCUUAAAAAUAUUUUAUCCAUUUCUCAUUAAUCUCACCUUCGCCACUUCUUUGGGUUGAGAAUUUUGUUUAUUGGUCUUGUAUUGAGAAAACACCUAACUUAGCCAAGAGAAAAUAAUGGGAUCCCUUGACUUCGCUUAUGACGACAAGAUCACAUUAAUUUUAGGAUUGCUUAAAAUGUUACACAAUAUCGGGAAUCUUGUCAUAAGGCUAGGUUUUCAGUUGUGGACGUGAUUUUAUUUCAGUGAGCUUUUGUUUGAAUGUGGUUCGAUUUUUGCCACUUCAUUUGACUCAGUAGUCUUUCUCGUGAGUAGGGGAGCGUGGGUUCAUUUGCCCAAGAGCGGGAACCCAUUGAACCUGCUUAGUGAAACAGUUUAGUCAAACGUUUGUUGCCUGUGCGCUAUAGUUGAAAUGACCAAGUUGCGGCCCUAUAUCUUGUUUUCAGGCCAACAAAAGCAAGUUUCCUCGCAGGAGUUGUUCACAACAUAAGCCUAUAACACAAGAAGUAAAUAGUUUUUUUGAUCAACCUCAGUCAAAAAGAUACCUUUAAUUCAUUGAUUUGCAUAUUAGGAAAGUCUCAAGUUUUUCUUUCCGCUGCGUUGGUUCCAUUAAUGCACCUUUGUGAGUGUGACACCAGGUGUGGUGUGAUGUGUGACUGUCCUAAAUUGACCGACUGGGUGUAUGCCAAUCGUUUAAUCAUCGGGUUUUGUAAAAAACUUCGACUACGAAAAAAAUUGACUACGUCUUUUUGCUUUCUAACGGCUUGUCGUUGAGCAGAGAAACCAGUUAAUUCCACGUUAAAUGUUAGCUUGUAGGAUAUUAAACCCGGAAGAGUUUCAUGAUAUUGAUAUAGAACACCUGGAUGAAACGCAUGGCUGGGGAAAACCAGUUCCAAUACAUUGAGGCACAGCCAUCACCAUGAUGUAUUUUUUUCAAGUUUCCUAACUAAGUAGUCAUCACUUCAUUUUUAAGUAGUCUGUUCCUUACGCAAUGAGGGAAACUAAAGCAAAACGAAAACGACGAACAUGACGCAAAAACAAUGACAUAAAAAAAAAAACCGUAAAGAGUUAGUCCAUUGGUCGUGUGAGCUACAACUGUAGUUUAUGUUAAACGGUAAUUAUUAAAUUUUCAGCCGUGAUUGCUGAGUGCUGUCGCAUUUUUCCGUUGAGCUGCUUUUCAUGCCUGAUUUGCAAAUUUUACACUCAAUUAAUGUACUUAGGCUGGUGUGUGUAAGUAAUACCUCUUACUAACCGAGUUCGAGGUCUUCCCUUGAGUUACAGACCAAAUUUUCUCCACGGAGUUACGCCUUAAGCGUGUAGUAUGAGGGUUUUAUAAUCCGGACGGAAAAAUCGGUCCAUAACUUACAGUACGUACCUAGAAAAUGAUGUUAGUAAGGUUAUGUAAUUUAUCUCUGGGUUCAAAUAACGAGGAAAUAUUUCAAUUCAAACAAAAUUUUCAACUUAACGGGAUCUACAAUGAAAUACAGCCCUUUUAAAUGGCCAAGCAUAGCGCGCGUAAAAAUAAACCCAUGUUAUUCGUUUAUCUUAGGUAUUGAAUUAGGUAACUAUGCUAAGUAUCCCUAUGUUAUUAAUGACGGCCUUAUAAGUUAUUUAUAAGUGGUGUUAUCGUUAUGAUAUUCUAUAAAGAACUUCAGCUUGUAAAGAUGUCUUAAUUUGAGGAUUACAACGAAAAGGUAAUUUAAAUUAUGAUCUUUAAUUAUUUAAAUAAUAAAAUAUUUAGUUCAUAAGAAUAAAGAAAAUCUCUUUCAUUGAGGAAUUA